UCGAACGUAUAACGUGUAUGCGAUGCGCGCGACAGUCGAACGAUUCGGCCCCGCGUCAAUUACAAAAAUUAAACGUGGAUUUAACAUAAACGCCCCGACGUUUCACCGAAUUGCUUAAUUAAUUAAGGAAACGGCGUCGGCGGCGGCGGCGGCGGCGGCGGUGGCGGUGGAGGCGGCGGAAUGGGAGUGAAACGGUUCGGGAGCUGGUCUGGGUUAGCUAAAUGGGCGAAAAUAUGCCGUCCGAGUGCAUCGCCAGCCCGUUGCAACGAGAAUUAGCCGAUACUAUAAUACGUAUACAACCGCUCGAUGAAAUUCGAAUUCUGCUGGCAUGCGGGGCAAAGGCGAACGAGCCCGUUACUCAGGGUCUGAGGCCGUUGCAUUACGCGGUGUGGCAGAGAUACACGGAAGCGGCUCAACUGUUGUUGGUGCGCGGCGCCGACAUCGACGCGACCGACGAAUGUGGAUAUUCGGCGUUGCAUCUCGCCGCCGAGCAUGGUUACGUAGAGUUGGUCAAGUUGUUGCUCGAGCACGGUGCCAAAGUCGACCAUCGACAGGAUACCGGAGAACUUUUUCCGAGGACAACUUUGUGCGACGAACCGUUGCGUCUCGCUUUGAGAAAUCGGCACGUCGACGUCGCUAGAAUUUUGCUGGAAGCUGGCGCGAAUCCAAACAAGAGAUACUUCUUCGGAUCGGAAAUUAAUUUGGUUUCUCCAUUGGAUUUACAAUGUAUGGAACUAUUGUUGGCGUUCGGAGCCCAACCGAAUACGAGGGAUCGUGCAGGACUUACGCCGCUGAUGAAAGCUGCGCGGUUGCCUCAGGGUAUAGCUUCGGUGCUGCUUUUGCUGAGCUAUGGAGCGGACGUUAAUUCGAUGGCUGACGCGAGACACGACUACCGAACGGUUCUGCACUACGCGAUCCUCGGCGGUGACCCAACCGUGAUUGAACUACUUUUAAAGCAGGGUGCUCCUCUCGAUCUCGGACCCGAGUAUCAAAAACCCACGGCUCUCGACUUGGCGAUUUUGAAGGGGGAUCCCUCUAUCGUCCGAAUGUUGUUGCAGUCGGGCGCCGACGUGAACGCGACAUCGCCGAUCAUCGGAUCUCCCCUUCACGUUGCUUGCGCGGACAACAUUCCGAACAGACUGGAGAUCUUGUCGAUGCUGCUGGAACGAGGUGCGGAUCCAAAUUUGGUGAUACGCAGCGACGAAGGACCGUCGUUACGGCCGGUUCUCGCAGAGUAUGUGGCUUCGAACGAGAAUCCAUCGGUCGAAGUGGUGGCUCUUCUGCUGAAAUACGGUGCACGAGUUGUAAUUAAGACGCAGUUUCGCGAUCCACAUGGUAUAUUGAACUCUCUUCAAAAUACGGCUGAUAAGCCGCGGCUGCUUAAAGCGUUAUUGGAGGCUGCGGAAAGUUUCGAUCCUUGCAUGAUACGAAGGUCGAGCAGUCUGACAGACGCGCAGAAAGCGAUUGUGAUGGAAGCGGCGCGAACUCCGUUGCCUUUGACUCAUCAGGCUAGACUGAUAGUACGGAAGCUAUGUGGCACCAAAUUGCCGAAAAUCGUCCGCAAUCUUCAAUUACCGCAAUCGCUGCAUCGUUACCUUCUGUACGAUUUUCAUUAAACUCGGUUUCAUCGGCCUGUCCAUGAGAGUACGAGAGAGGGCAGAGGCGGUACGACGAACCAAUUCUUUUCUUACUCUUGCCGAAUAAUCCCGAGUAACCCUAAAACCACCGAAAUUCCCUCUCAGAUGCAACCAAAACGAGUCUUCAGGUGAAUCUUACGAAAACUUUUCCAAUUCACGUAUUCACGAAGUUAUGCUCGCGAGUAUUGCAUUGUCGUUCGUCGCGUUACCGUCCCCACCUUUUUAUUUUUACUUGCUUUACUUCAAACGACGGUUCUCUAUAUCUCGGUCAACUUAUCAACCAUGUGCUUUUGUACCUAUAUCUAGUAUCAAUUUAUUUAACAAAUUCUCCCAUAUGCAGAUACAUACGUGAAUUCACAGACACGUACGUGCAUACAUACAUACAUAUGUAAGUACAUAUUUUUGUCGCGCGGUAUAUAUGUAUGAUUUCUAAUUUACAAACCGUGUUAACAAUCCGAACAAAAUAAACGGAGAAUUGUAAACCAACGAA
Molecule: messenger RNA, 2127 nt
Organism: Dufourea novaeangliae
Lineage: Eukaryota; Metazoa; Arthropoda; Insecta; Hymenoptera; Halictidae
Product: ankyrin-3-like
Exons: 5
Coding region: 222-1616 (464 amino acids)
Molecular function (GO): protein binding
Source: RefSeq, a predicted model, not a curated record